This is a messenger RNA of Osmerus eperlanus (European smelt), 3631 nucleotides long. It is a transcript of the gene fbxo31, whose product is annotated as F-box protein 31. NCBI's taxonomy places the organism in Eukaryota, Metazoa, Chordata, Actinopteri, Osmeriformes, Osmeridae. Gene Ontology annotation, cellular component: SCF ubiquitin ligase complex. The coding region runs from base 89 to 1780 and encodes 563 amino acids. The transcript has 9 exons. Gene Ontology annotation, biological process: SCF-dependent proteasomal ubiquitin-dependent protein catabolic process. The record is from RefSeq and is a predicted model, not a curated record. Gene Ontology annotation, molecular function: protein binding.
CCCAGGCACGCAAGGACGGUGGAGAUCAUCGGCACUGCAGCUCCCACAGCUGUUGUGGUGAUGUAAUGUAGCUCUGUAGUGAUUACGGAUGGCUGUGUGUGCCAGGCUCUGCGGAGUGGGUCAGUCGCGGAGGUGCAGGCGGCGACAGCGGCAAAACCAACAGGACCAGGGAAGCGACUCGGAUAUGGACAUGGACGAGGAGGAAGAGGAGCGGAUUGUGGGCCAGACUCAAGCCGAGACUGGCAGCGGCCCUAGGCCCUCCUCUGCCGCGGCAGGGCCCAGUGUGGCCCAUGACGCGGCUACUGAAUGUAACCGCGCUAGUGUCAACAGACUUGAGAUAGGAAACUGUGGAGGUACCGGGCCGCCGAAACCGCAGUCGUUGCUGGACCUACCCCCGGAGAUUUUAGUAGAAAUCUUCUCCACACUCCCCGGCACAGCGCUUCCAAACCUAGCGCUUGUCUGCAAAAAAUUCAGGCAAAUUCUCAAUACUGAAACGAUCUGGAGAAGGCGAUGUACGGACGAGUUUGGCAUGAGGGAAGACCUUCGGAAGAUGGAGGUGGCGGGUGUGUCCAGCAAAGAGCUCUAUGUUAAACUGCUCCACCCGUACCGACACAUCCUGGGUCUCUGGCAGCCCGACAUCGGCCCUUACGGCGGGCUGCUCAACGUGGUGGUGGAUGGCUUGUUCAUCAUUGGCUGGAUGUACCUGCCCCCACAUGACCCCCGGGUGGAAGAUCCAAUGAGGCGACGGCCGCUCUUCCGCAUUCACAUGUGGGAGAACAAGAAGGCCUCGGUGGAGUGCAUGUACGGACACAAGGGCCCUCACAAGGGGGACAUCCAGACAGGGAAGAAGGAUGAGUUCUCAACCAAAUGCAACCAGACCGACCAUCACCGCAUGCCUGGGGGGAGACAGGAGGAGUUCAGGACGUGGCUGGAGGAGGAGUGGGGUCGGACUCUAGAGGACAUCUUCCAUGAACACAUGCAGGAGCUCAUCCUCAUGAAGUUCAUCUACACCAGCCAAUACGAUAACUGCCUGACGUACCGGCGGAUCUUCCUGCCUCCUCGACUGCCCUCCGACCUGCUGGCGCCCGGCCUCUUCAAGGGCACCUACGGUAGCCACGGCCUGGAGAUAGUCAUGCUCAGCUUCCAUGGGCCCUGGGCCAGAGCCACAAAACUCACUGGUGACCCCAACGUCCCGGCAGGCCAGCUGACCCUAAACGUGGACCUGAGGAAGCCGGUCCGCCUGCCCGACCUGGAGCAGCAGCGCAGCGUUGAGGAGCUGUCUCGCCUGGUGCUUGGCGCCCACGAGGAGGCGCAGAGGGAAAGCCAGCAGGGGGCGGCGGCCGACGUAGAACCAAGCGCCACUCAGGAGGCUGUGGAGGGGGCUGCUGGUGGGUCCAGCCCUGGGUCUCGCUCUGGUCCUGGAUCAGAGGACGGAGUCUGCUCCGAGGGCAGCCACUCAGGCAGCGGCGCCCCACCAGCCCUGGAGCCCCAGCCCUUUGUCCUCCCCCUAGGGGUCAUAGCCCGCAACGAGGUGUACCCCCGCACCUGCAGGAUGUGUUUCUAUGGGACCGGCCUGAUCGCAGGUCAUGGCUUCACCAGCCCGGAGCGCACACCCGGCCUGUUCAUCCUGUUUGACCAGGACCGAUUUGGCUUCAUCUGGCUGGAGCUCAAGUCCUUCAGCCUGUACAGCCGCCUGACCGACCAGCUGCCCCACGCCCACGCACCCAGCAUGGAGCGCUUCGAAGCAAUGCUGCGCAACAUGCAGUCCUGGACAUCCUGAUGGGCAGACACACACUAGUACCAGGAGCUCUGGCUCCAGUCCAUACAGUAUGUAUAAGAUCCUGUCUGUCCCCAUACGUUCUGACAACUCCAUACACGACACAGGCACACUCUAUUCCAUACAUGCACUUUUGUAGCCCGCCUCCUCCCAGCUCGCCUCUGCAGCCCCCGUUUCGAAUGCUGUGGUGUGCCAAAAGGUCACAUGAUGCGCAGAUCUCCUCAACCUAAGCAGCCUUUUUUCAUGUUAUUUAUUUAGUCCGGAUCAGUCAGUCUGUGCCUCUGAUUCGGUUGUGUGUACCAUGUCUGUAUUGCUCAGAAUGCUUCUAAAAACAGCCACACGGUAUUACUAUGGCUGUUGUAUGCUUACUGUGCCCCCCCCCACACACACACACACACCUACACACACACAUACACACAUACCACCACAGCAGUAUGCAUGCUGUAUUUGAUCAGAUUGAUCCUGCGUUCUGUUUAUCCCGCUCUUAUUCACACAGCCGUGAAACACUGUUUAUGGAAAGAUAUUGCUCUGGACUCAGGUCAUACUGUCUCCCACUUCACUCGCAUAGAACAAUUUAAACUGUUUUGUUAUUAUCCUACAAAGGGACAUGUGCAAACCACAGCCAAACUCUUCAGGUGUCUGUAAUAUACCUGUCAAAUUGAAAUAUUAAGAGUGAAAUAAUUUUCUACCUGUAGGCAGGUAAACUUAUCACCUGUAGCUGCAAUGGCCAGUAGGAAGACUGAUAGCAUUGUGGCCUUUGAUCAGGUUAUUGCACAGGCAAUGUACCCUGUCCACUAAGAUCCCCAGGCACACAUUGAACCUACACAGUCUGUAGCGGAACUUUGUCGAUUGCAGUCCCUUCGGCUGUGUGUGAGGUGAGUGGUAGGUCGGUAUGCAGAUCAGUAUCAAUUGUGUCUAUUUUGGAGUUGUAAUGAGCGUUACCAUAACCAGGAAGUCUAUGUGGAUUGAAGGCGCACCAGUCAAAAGAAUGAUCCCCUCCUGCUUUCUCAUGAUUUGAAUGUGUUGGUUCUUUCACGCUGACUUGGCCUCUCCCCCUCCGUGACCAGCAGGUGGGGUGCUGUGUCUCUCCCCCUCCGUGACCAGCAGGUGGGGUGCUGUGUCUCUCCCCCUCCGUGACCAGCAGGUGGGGUGCUGUGUCUCUCCCCCUCCGUGACCAGCAGGUGGGGUGCUGUGUCUCUCCCCCUCCGUGACCAGCAGGUGGGGUGCUGUGUCUCUCCCCCUCCGUGACCAGCAGGUGGGGUGCUGUGUCUCUCCCCCUCCGUGACCAGCAGGUGGGGUGCUGUGUCUCUCCCCCUCCGUGACCAGCAGGUGGGGUGCUGUGUCUCUCCCCCUCCGUGACCAGCAGGUGGGGUGCUGUGUCUCUCCUACUCCAAGUGCACUUCACUUCACAGGGCAGUGAAUAGAGAGUAGAGAAUCUCUUAUCAAGACGCAGUCUUUUUGUGCCCGACUGCUGCUUUACUCAAAUUUGCUAAACAAACUCUACAGGGAGUGGGAAAAGUAAUAUAUAGAGAUAAAUAUAUAGGCUAUAUAUUACAAAAAUAACACAUUUUAAUGUGUAGUUUUGACUUGACUUUGGGUUAAUUGUGUAACACAUACUGGCAUCACAACUGAGUUGAUUUUGGUUUUGUUGUUUUUUGAUAUUGCUCAAAUGCUGAAUCAUCGUCGUCCGCUCUGCUAUCUGAAUGACCCUUGGAGAAGUAUUGUGGUUCUGUAAACCUGUUCUGCUGGAAAACUGUUUGACCUGUUGAACUGCUCACAUCUGACUUCAGGGAGCUUUGCAGCUUUGCCACUCUUCUCUAUCUAUAAUUAAAUAAAAAACAACAAAAAACCUCA